AUGGCUGCAGCAUUAUCCAGUGAUGGCGGUCACGCAGUCGAGCUUAUCUCACAGGCCGCCGAUAUCAAGGAAAAGGAACCUACCGAAGUAUUAGAAGAAGCCGUCCCUAUUGGUUUGGGUGAGAUUGUCACCUCAGAAGAGCCGGUGACAACUCGACUUGAGUUGUGGUCGUGGUACGCGUAUUACUUCGGAAACAACUCAGCGGGACCUCUCGCAUACGCUCCCUUGAUCUUCCAGUACCUGCUUUACGAUGCCGGCUUCAAUGGGAACGACCCAAGUCAGGAUUGCAGCGAUCCCAAUGCGCCAUGUCUCGUCAAGUUCGGCACCAAGAACAUCAACGCGAGCACGGUGGUCUUGAUCUGCAAUGGCCUCGUUUUUGCGUUCCAGAGUGUCCUUCUACUUGUCCUCGGGUCGAUGGGCGACUACGGCCCAUGGAAGAGAUCGGUCUUGAUCGGGGCUUCGAUUGUCUGCUGGGGGACACAGUUCGGGUUUCUCGGCCUGAAGCACCCUUCACAAUACAACAUUGCGAUUGCGCUCUAUAUCUUGACCAGUAUAUCAUACAAUCUCUGUUAUGCUUUUUGGACCCCGUCAUUCCCCCAGCUCGCUCGCAACACUCCUCAGGCACUUGAAGCUAAGAGAGCUUAUGAGGCUGGAGAGCUCACCGAGGAGGAAUACACCAAGAAGAAGUCGCUACAACGCAACAGACUCAGCAAUAUUGCAUUCUGCUGCACCAGCGCUGGCUAUACCAUCACUCUUCUAAUUGCUCUCGGAGCUGCAUACGGGUUGCACGCGAACGAGUCUGACUCUGGAAACCUAAAUGCGGCAGUGAUUAUCGUCGGUCUGUCCACGGGAGUGUGGAUCCUCGCCGGCACUCCGUGGUUCUUCUUGGAAAAAUCCCGCUCCACGCCACUUCCCGAGGGUGAGAGCUACUUCUCUAUCGGCGCUAAGAACUACUGGUUCGCGUUCAAGAAUAUCAGGCAGCUUAGCCAGACCUGGCUGUACCUCAUUGGCUACUUUCUCAUCUCGGACGGCUACGCGACGACGAACCAGAUCUACGGCAUCUGCCAGAACCUGAUUGUUGACUAUAGCACCACCGUCUCCACCGAGCUGUCCAUUGUCCAGGGCGUCGCAAGCACCGUCGGUAUUUACAGCUUCUGGUUCAUCCAGAAGCGGUUCAAGAUCCGCACGAAACCCAUGCUCAUGACCAUCUCCUGCUUUCUGCUUGUCGUGCCGAUCUGGGGUUGCAUUGGCAUCGGAACCACCAACUUCGGGUUCCACAAGACCUGGGAAGUGUGGGGCUACUCGGUGUUCGACUGCCUGCUCGUGUCGCCAUUCUACGCCUUUUCCGCCACCAUGUUGAGCGACAUCUGCCCCAAGGGCCGUGAAGUCAGCUUCUUCGCCAUCUACUCGCUGGUCAGCAACUCGACGGCGUGGAUUGGACCGAUCAUCUGCGGCGUCAUCAUUGACCGCACAGGGAACACCUGGACUGGAUUUCCCUUUUCGCUCUCGCUCAGCUUCGUGGGGUUCGUCCUGAUCUGCUGCGUCAAUGUGAAGAAGGCCCAGGAGCAGUGUGAGGAAUACGUCCGCAAUGACCCGAAUGUACAGAGGCGUGAUAUUCAUGCAGAGUAA
Molecule: messenger RNA, 1629 nt
Organism: Fonsecaea erecta
Lineage: Eukaryota; Fungi; Ascomycota; Eurotiomycetes; Chaetothyriales; Herpotrichiellaceae
Exons: 4
Coding region: 1-1629 (542 amino acids)
Source: RefSeq, a predicted model, not a curated record